UGCUUCUUCACCUGAAUGUCAGGGACACAUUCCUGCUUCGGAUCUCCUUUGGAGCUUCAGCUAUUAUGAAAGGUGAUGUCAUCUGUACUUGAUGCGUGCUCUCCUUCCAAUUUACUGCGAAAUGAUCGACGACGCCUGAGACAUUUUGGUGUAAGCCACUUCUCUCCCUGUUUGUGUUUCGUAUACUUGCAGCUUUUAAUGUACAAUCCUGGAGUCAGUCUCCACUGAUUGACGACAGGCAUACCCAAGGAACCGAGCUCUCACUCAAAGGACUGAAGUCCCAGAAUCCAGGCCGGCACUCCUGAUGUCAGUCCAAGUGGAGCAUUGCCACAAUUCUAAAAGGCUUUAACAAAGUCAAUGCUCAGAAGCUCUUUCCCGCUUGCUCCCCAAACACCACCUGGAGAGUUUGGAACAGGGUGACAGGGGUCACAGACUCAUUGCCAAGGGGUCAGCCAUUUUGGAGUGAGGUCGUACAGGUCAUGGUGGGAAUAAUUAACUUGACGUUUGGUGUCCCGUUAUACUUUGCGGCCCCAUUUGUCAUUGCCAUUCGGCUGUGGGUCCCUUGGUGGACAGGAAUUCUGUUUGUGAUUUCAGGAGCACUGACAAUGCUCAAUGUCGACUCACCAGAGCCACGUGUGAAAAAGUUAGCGAUGAUCUUUAAUUUUGUGAGUGCGAUUGCAGCGGCCCUUGGAGCUGUGGCGUACAUCCUAUCAACCAUGAUAUCUGGAUACUACUUAUGGCGAUCACCUAUGCUGAUAUUGAUUUUGCUUUUUAUGUAUUGUGUGGUGGAGCUGUUUAUAGCUCUUCUCGUUGGCAUCAUCCUCUGUAAAAACUAACAAAGAGGCCUGAGGGACAGAGUGAUGCUCAGAGCUUUGAGUUCCAGGCCCUAGGACAAAUGCAGAGUUGCUUCCCUCGGGGUGGGAGCUGGACCUUAAACACCCAGGAGCCUCGCUGUGGAGAAAAGCAAUGUCCCUCUCCGACACCAAGAGCAGGUUCAACAGAAAAUAGCCUUCACUGCAAAAAUGGGUGAACUGCCUGCAGCCCUGCUGAGUGAGCAGAUGCUCUGUAUAUAUUUAAAUAUUAAAGUUACAUGUAUGGAGAUAUCACGAUAUGGCUAGUCUGAUUGGCAACUGUUUAUGAAAGAGCAGAGUUACUGGUCUAUAAUUAU
This is a messenger RNA of Chiloscyllium plagiosum (whitespotted bambooshark), 1168 nucleotides long. The record is from RefSeq and is a predicted model, not a curated record. Lineage: Eukaryota; Metazoa; Chordata; Chondrichthyes; Orectolobiformes; Hemiscylliidae.